CCGGCCGGCUCCGGGCCGCCGAGCGGGGUGAGCGCGCAGCCAGGCCGAAGCCCCAGCGUCGGCGCGGGCCUCUCCCUGCGGCCAUGGGGGUGUCCGCGCGCCUACUGCGCGCCGUGAUCAUGGGGGCGCCGGGCUCGGGCAAGGGCACCGUGUCGUCGCGCAUCACCCAACACUUCGAGCUGAAGCACCUCUCCAGCGGGGACCUGCUCCGAGACAACAUGCUUCGGGGCACAGAAAUUGGUGUGUUAGCCAAGACUUUCAUUGACCAAGGGAAGCUCAUCCCAGAUGAUGUCAUGACCCGGCUGGCCCUUCAUGAGCUGAAAAAUCUCACCCAAAACAGCUGGCUAUUGGAUGGUUUUCCAAGGACACUUCCACAGGCAGAAGCCCUGGAUAAAGCUUAUCAGAUAGACACAGUCAUUAAUCUGAAUGUGCCCUUUGAGGUCAUUAAGCACCGCCUCACUGCUCGCUGGAUUCAUCCAGCCAGCGGCCGAGUCUACAACAUGGAAUUCAACCCUCCCAAAACUGUGGGUAUUGAUGAUCUGACUGGUGAGCCUCUCAUUCAGCGCGAGGAUGACAGACCAGAGACGGUUGUCAAGAGACUGAAGGCUUACGAAGCCCAAACAAAGCCGGUCCUGGAAUACUACCAGAAAAAAGGGGUGUUGGAAACAUUCUCUGGAACAGAAACCAACAAGAUCUGGCCCCAUGUAUAUGCUUUCCUACAAACAAAAGUUCCACAAAUAAACCAGAAAGCAUCAGUUACUCCAUGAGGAAAAGUGCAUAUAACUAGUAAGAUGGGCAGAAGCUCCUUUUCCUAAGACUCAUGUAUGAAUCCUUUGAAAAUUAUAUUAAUUUCAUUAUAUUAAUUUCAUUUCUACUGAUUUUAUUCUGGAAAUUAAGGAUGUGCCAAAUGCGUAAGAUACCAAGAUUCAUCUUUUGAAAUCAUCUAGUGUGUUUUAUCCAGUUAUCUUCUAUGGGUGUGCAGUUCAGAAACAUCAGAGAUGUCUAAACUUUUGAAAAUUUAGAGCAUGAUUAAAAGAGCAGUUCGUAGUAAUUUAAUGUUUGUUCAGAAGAGUUUCCUUUUUUUUCUGGAAAAGUAAAAAAAAAAAAGAAAAAACUCCAUAUCAUUUGGGGAAGUAUCUGAUCAGAGGCUUUUGUGUAGACUGAUGCCAAAAGACAUCUCUAGCACUGUGAUACACGAUUUUUUGAGACACUGUGUUUAUAAAAUUCCAGAAAAAAAGCAACUGGAUUUACAGAUCAGUUGCAGGGUGCAAACUCACUGCUGCCUUUACACUAAGAAACUUACAAGCUAGCCAUAUAUGCUGUUUAUUUUGUUGUUAAACAUAUCUUCAGUUUACUCAGAAUUUUCAAUUCACCAUAAAAAUGUAUCAGUUAAUAUAUAGGAAAAUAUUAGUUUCCUAUGACUUGUUUGCUUUUGAAAAUACCUAUUUACUGAGGGAUAUGAUUUCUGUUAGAAACUGACAUUAUAAGUUCUUGAAAAGCACCAAAAUUGAAUUUUCAAUGGGAAAUAUAAUUAGUCUUAUGUUUUCAGAUGUUACUCAGGUUAAGAAAUGAGUCCUUUAGGUUCUACUCACCAAUUUCUCUUUUUGAUCAGAACGUAUGAUCUGCCUUGAUGAGUAAGAAAUUAAAGUACAAAAAAAAGAAUGAAAGAAAACCUGUGGCACUAGGCAAAGUAAGCAUGCUGUGUCAUUAGGAAAUAGAAAUUAAUAAGGUUUGCCUAGGGAAAAUUCCUUUGACAUAAAUAACAAUCAUAACUAGUAAACAGGUGUAGCAAUUAAAAGGAUUUACACGACAGGUUAAAAAAGACCAGGAAACUGAGUUUGCUGAAGGAAGAGUUCUUUAUUCCUAAUCAAAGUUGAAACCUGGUAGGGCUCCGUGCCAUCCUAUCUUAAGGGGAAAGAACUCGGCCAGUGAAUGUAAUUUGAGCAGCCAUUUUAAAAUCAAAAUGAUUUGAUUACUUAGUGGGGCAACAAGGAUGCCUGCUUAUGUGCUGUGGCCUGAAGGAAGAGUGUGGCAGUAUGAGAAGUGGAGGAGAAACCCGCUAUAUCUUCAGUGGCGUAUUUACUCUUACUUUACUUGGUGCUAAAUCAAAUGAAACAAGUCCUUGUACAAGCUGUUAUUAACUGCCUUUGAAAGUUUGGCCCAUUUUAUUCCAGGCACUUAAAAUACAACUGCCAGCAAGUGGUUCUUAUGUAUUUGUGGGAAAAAAACCUUACUUUCCUUUUUUUUGAUUUUUUAAAAUUCAGUGUUGAUCUUCCAGAGUAGGUCACAGCUUUAAAAAAA
Molecule: messenger RNA, 2301 nt
Organism: Ceratotherium simum simum (southern white rhinoceros)
Lineage: Eukaryota; Metazoa; Chordata; Mammalia; Perissodactyla; Rhinocerotidae
Gene: AK3
Product: adenylate kinase 3
Biological process (GO): nucleobase-containing compound metabolic process
Cellular component (GO): mitochondrion
Molecular function (GO): ATP binding; AMP kinase activity
Source: RefSeq, a predicted model, not a curated record